This is a messenger RNA of Sardina pilchardus (European sardine), 1859 nucleotides long. RefSeq names its product transmembrane protein 208 (gene tmem208). Bases 198 to 719 code for a protein of 173 amino acids. Gene Ontology annotation, biological process: vacuolar protein processing. NCBI's taxonomy places the organism in Eukaryota, Metazoa, Chordata, Actinopteri, Clupeiformes, Clupeidae. The transcript is spliced from 6 exons. The record is from RefSeq and is a predicted model, not a curated record. Gene Ontology annotation, cellular component: intracellular membrane-bounded organelle.
UGUGACGUAUUUCCGAUGCGCUGAGAACGUCAUUCAGAAACGCUGAUGUGUUACUUGCUUCCUUCCUUGCAUGCUGAACUUUGUGCUCAUAUUUAAUCAAAGUAUUCAUGUCUAAACAUGCAAUAACGGGAAUCAAUAAGGCGACGACUGUUUAAACGUGUGAAGGACACCUCAGAGACAGGGAAGAAGCCGAGGGCAUGGCGCCAAAAGGCAAGGUCGGCACGAAAGGCAAGAAGCAGAUCCACGAAGAGAACGAGGCGACUCUGAAGUUCUACACUCGAGUCAUUCUGGGAGCGAAUGCCAUAUAUGCAGCGAUAAAUCUGCUACUGUUCUAUAGCUCGUCCACCUUCUGGACAUGGCUGCUGCUGGUCUUUUCGCUGGUUGUGUAUGUGGCCAGCUACCGGUCCAUGGCCGCCAUGGCCAAGCCAGCCUUCGCAGAGGAUGGCAGUCUGCUGGACGGAGGUAUCGACCUUAACAUGGAGCAGGGCAUGGCCGAGCAUCUGAAGGAUGUGAUCCUGCUGACGGCCAUCGUGCAGGUUCUCAGCACCCUCUCCUCCUACUUCUGGUAUAUCUGGCUCCUGGCCCCCGCUCGUGCGGCACAGCUGCUGUGGGUGAACAUCCUGGGCCCGUGGUUUUCUGCGUCCUCUCCAACAGCCCCCGAGGAAGUGAACGAGAAGAAACAGCGACGCCAGGAGAGACGACAGAUGAAGAAAUUCUGACCCCGUCCUUCUACCGUUUCUCUGUUAUUUUAUAUAAAAUCAUGUGAUUACCCACAGCCAAUCAGGACAGUUGAACUAAGUUAUUCUCAAACGAAGUUUCAUUGUGUUUAAAAGGCGGUUUGAACACACACACACACACACACACACACACACACACACAGCUUCCUAUUGUUCUGCUCCUGUCUUGGUGUCCCUCCUGUCCACACUCUUUUCUCCCCAUCAGCCACAUUCAUCUCUCUCUCUCCCUCUCUCUCUCUCUACAGCUGUAAAUAGCUCUUCUCUCCGCCUCCACACGGGGGCAGUGUUCUCAUGACUCUACUCAGGGCUUCCUCACAAAGACAGAGCUGCAUGGUUGGCCGCUGUGAAAUGUAAUGUUGUCCAGUUGUGCAGUUCAGGAGGUCACCUGUCUGUUGUAACGGUCUGCUUUAAGAGAUGCCCUUCCAUUCGGGCAACUUUAAGUUGGCAUCAGUUGCAUGGCAUGUUCCACAUAGCUGGCAGUGUCUCCUGACGGGCGCGUCUUCCCUCUGUGUCGUAGGUCUGGGUAUCGCUGGCAUUUGUCUUGUCAUUCUGCAUAUGUUUACAGUGUUUCAAUGUUGAACACACGGGCUGUGAAGUCCCAUAUAUCAAACGUUAAUUCAGCAGAGGUGGACCCUGUCGUGUGUGUGUGUGUGUGUGUGAGAGAGAGAGAGAGAGACAGGGAUGUUAUUUUUCAAGUCUAGAGCCCUUUAAAGCUAAGAUUUGAGAGAUUUGCAAGAUGAUGAUGAUGAUGAUGAUGAUAAUGGUUACUCUUUGACCCUUGGCAUGGCAAUAAAGAAUGACUGUUGUGUGCCUACUGCCUCUUCAGGGAUCUGUUUGGUUUGAUGGGUCACCCAUGGCUGUGCUGUGCUCUGCGUCUGGUUUGCGUGACGGCCUGUGCGUGAUAUCUGUGUUUGGGUGUUGAGAGGACAAGGAGGGAGAUUCUGGCUGCGGACAUACUGAAUGCAUGGAUCUGGAUUUUCACAUUUCACAUUUCUUUGGCCACCCGUCUGUCAGUUGUCCAAACAUGGCUGUUUUUACUGAAAUGCUCUGUGUGUGUCUGCCUGGAGAAAGCUACUACGGUGUCUUAAUGUACAUACAAAAUAAAUUUCAGUAUAAAACUAA